AGUUAUGUCGCAUAAGUGACAUGUGUAUAUGUAAAGACAGAUGUAUUAUUAUGACAGACUACACGAAUAAAUGUAUAAAGAAAAUGAAUGAUUCCUUCCAGAUCAUAUCUUCGCUGAAUGUUACUGACAAUCCUGUUGGUAUUUGUCAGAUAGACUCGUCACUGCUGGCUGUUACUCUCAUAAAUGAUAUGGCAGUUCAGUUUAUCUCUCAGAAAGAACCAAUGAAGCUACAGCAAUCUUUCAAAGUCGGCAAUAGAUGUCGGGGUAUUGCGUAUAAUGACAAGAUGCUUUAUGUUUGUUGUGGCGGAAUCGAGGAUCAUGAAGGUGUUGGUCAUCUGGAGGUAUAUUCUUUAUCCGGAGCAUUGUUAACAUCAUAUUAUGGUGAGAUUGAAUUACCUACACGUGUAGCAAUCUCGAGCUCUGCAGCGGAGAUUUUCGUGAUUGAUGGAUAUAAAGGUAUCCUUCACAUAGAUAAAAACCAAAGAUUCAUUCCUGUAGAUAACAAAGCAUCAAAGAGUACUGGUUGUAUUUGUAAGAUAAACAAAAGUCAAUUUUGUGUUGCUUUUUGUAAUUCACACAAUAUUCUUUUGAUGGCUCGUGACGGAAAGGUUCAGGUAGAACUCUUAAGAAGGAAAGAUGGUAUAAUAAAUCCAAUUGGUUUAUGUUUUGAUAACAAAACUUCGAGGCUUCUGGUUUCUUGUUUUGAAAGUGACAACAUUAUGGUAUAUACUUUAAAAAUAAGUAAUUGAUAUGCCAUAAAAGGAAAAAUAAA
Ruditapes philippinarum (Manila clam) is the source of this 772-nucleotide messenger RNA. RefSeq lists its product as uncharacterized. The record is from RefSeq and is a predicted model, not a curated record. Lineage: Eukaryota; Metazoa; Mollusca; Bivalvia; Venerida; Veneridae.